AUGGAAGGAUCGUACAGUUUCGCAGAUGGAGGUCCGCUCCCUCGCGGUGACCCAUAUGCGCAAGCAUACACUGCCAACGUGUCGAAACCACUUCACCACUAUGAGAGCCAGACCACACACGCUCACCCAGCAGGAGCCAUCUCCUCGCAACAACCCGCGACCAACGAUCUCUCGCAGAAGUUCAAGCCUCGUUUCGAGGAUGGAUCCGAGAUCAAGCUGGAGUUCAUGCCUUCUCUGGCUCGCAGAGCAGACCNNCAGGAUCUGCUUGACUACCUUCAGAAGCGCAAGAUCUCGUUUCACUUCCUCAACGACAUUGACGACUUCCUCAAGAGACACCCGGGACUCUUGAAGGCUUGUCCGAGUUGGUGCCACCAACUCAACACUCUGCCUCCUUUGCAAGCCUACCUCUUCUUUGUCAAGGGUUACUUGCGUCCUGCAAGAUACGUCGAUGGCGUGAGUAUUGAUAGCCCUUGGGUGCACAUGCUGCUUACUCUUUCCAACAGGNCUCUUCCAGCUCCAGAGGAUGGACAGAUCCCUGUUCGUCCAAUCUCACUGGAGCACCACUCUCACGAUCCCGAACUCUUCGAUCACAUCAGUGAUAUUGGUCAGUGCUUGGAACUUCUGGGUCAGUUGGAUGAGGGGGUUUGGCUACUAACCCAGGCGUACCACUCCGGUCAUCGCCUCACCAAGCAGCAGAUUCUCUUACUUACCAUGGCGACCUAUGCACAGCCCGUUGAUGCCCUCAAGUAUUAUGAGUAUUGCUAUCUGCCCAGCUUGUAUUCGAACAGGUACAUAAGCUGCUGUUAUCAGUGGAUUCAGAACCAAGCUAACAUGUACAAAGAAUUAUCCAGGAACACAGUUUGUUGA
Molecule: messenger RNA, 867 nt
Organism: Aureobasidium musti
Lineage: Eukaryota; Fungi; Ascomycota; Dothideomycetes; Dothideales; Saccotheciaceae
Source: the annotation of a GenBank genome assembly